CCCAUUUGGAUGUAUGAUUCAGUGUUGUGAGGGAUUGUGUUAGACUUGAGUUUCUGAGUUCCUGCUCCUCCUAUCAAUCCCAAAUUAUAAACCUUUUUUUUUUUUUUUAAGUCAGUCGAAUCAAUUAUCCAAGUUCUUAAUGUGACUUUCUCUUUUCUUUCAGUUGCUCCCUGGUUUACAUCAGACAGGGAAAGAAGACAAAACACUUUUUAACAGGACAUCUGAGGAAUUUCUCCUGAAAACAAUAUCGGUGGUGGUCUGAACAUUUCCCUGGGUGGAUAUGGGUUCCAGGAGGGUAGUAACACGCUCUUACUCAGGAGAUGGAAGAUCUGGUUUUAACAAUGGGGAUGAUGUCACUGGAAGUAGCAGAGCCAGUGGUCUCAGUUACCUCUCUGGUGUCAGACCAGAAAACAGCCAAUCACGUCACAGGUUUUCUCAAUACAGGCAAUCAAGGAGUACCUUCUGUAGUGUUAUGGCACAUUUAACGGAGGAGACCCAGCCAUCCUUUGAGUCAACCUUAAAAUCUAGAGCAGUGUCUGAGGCCAGUAAUGUGAAAUUCAUCUGUGUGGUGACAGGUAAUCCUGCUCCCGAAGUCACAUGGUAUAAAGAUGACAUACAACUGGACAGAUACUGUGGACUUCCUAAAUAUGAAGUCUCCCGCAAUGGACAGAAUCAUUCCUUGCACAUUUACAAUUGCACUUUGGAGGAUGCAGCCAUUUACCAAGCAUCAGCGCGGAACAGCAAAGGUAUUGUGUCUUGCUCUGGGGUUCUGGAGGUGGGAACAAUGAGCGAAUACAAGAUCCACCAACAGUACUUUGCCAAGCUAAAGCAGAAGGCUGAAAACAAGCGCAGGGACCUGGAGGACCCCAAGCUGUGGGAGAAGGAGGACCAUGAGCCUGGACGUCAAGAGCAGCUACGGACCAUCAGUCCUGACCGCUCCCAACGGAAACGGCGGUCCCCCAUGGAGGCCAGCCUCAGCACCCCUAGUUCCAUCGAAGAAGAGGGGGCUGAGGAGAACAUCUCUGUCCCAGACAGAGAGUCAGAGGUCAGGCUACAGGAGACGUGUACAGAGGGAAUCGAGAAUUCCAUACCAGUGACUAAUGGGACCGCAUCCUCCAUCUCUGAUGGUCAGCCUGCAAAAGAAAAUGGCAGCAAUGGCAUCACAUACAUAUAUGAUUCAGUGCAAAAGACCUUCUCUGCACAACCACCCAAGGCACCGUUUGCCAAGAAGAAGAUAAAGAUCUCUAACGGAGAGGGGCAUGUGAAUUCUGAUAGCCAGGUAGAGAUAGUGUCUGAGGACAGAGGCACAAUUGAAGAGGCCAGUGUGUUAACGUGCCAAAUCGAUUCUUCAUACUCACAGAGAACAGAUGAUGAGGCGAUGGAAGUAGAGAGUUCUGCUCCAGAUAACAUACAAGAGAACAACAUCAGUGUGUCUGUGUUGCAGGAAAAGGUUCAAGUUGAAGGGACGUUGCCAGCCCCCUUAAACAAGGAUCCCUGUCUUGACCCUUUUUCUGCUGUGUCUCCAUCAGUGAAGGAAAUCCAAGGAAAAAAGAGUGGAAAUGAUGUGGAGAAGGAGAAGACUCGGAAUAUAGAAUCUAAGGAACCUAAGGUGAAACGUGAGGUAGAGUCUAAGGACAUUUUAAAGAAUGUGGGUGCAAAUUCACCCAUCUCGUCAGAACCAAAACCUAAAACUUCAGUCACACCCCUACAGGUUUUGAGUACGUCAGUGGUGGAGGUUAAGACAUGUCCAGAGGAUGGUUCAAUCAUGGAGGUAGAUGUGAAGCCAUUACACAAGCCCUCACAACUAAACCCCAUAAACAAGCCCUCAUCAUUAGAACCCACACACAAGUCCUCAUCAUUGGAACCCACACACAAGCCGUCAUCACUAAAACCCAUUAACAAGCCCUCAUCAGUGGAACCCACACGCAAGCCGUCAUCACUAAAACCCACACACAAGCCCUCAUCAGUGGAACCCACACACAAGCCCUCAUCACUAAAACCCACACACAAGCCCUUAGCAUUGGAACCCACACACGAGCCCUCACUACUAAAACCCACACACAAGCACUCAGCAUUGGAACCCACACACAAGCCCUCACCACUAAAACCCAUAAACAAGCCCUUAUCAGUGGAACCCACACAAAAGCCCUCAUCACUAAAACCCACACAGAAGCCCUCAGCUUUGGAACCCACACACAAGCUCUCAUCAGUGGAACCCACACACAAGCCCUCAUCACUAAAACCCACACACAAGCCCUUAGCAUUGGAACCCACACACAAGCUCAGAGCAUUGGAACCCACACACAUGCCCUCAGCAUUGGAACUUUCUGAAUUAGAGUCUAUACACAGCACUCUUGUAAAUAAAUCUAAAGUUACUGUGGAAGACCCAGCAACAGUUGGUGUUGGGGGUUUGAGUUCUGAUACUUCCAUUAAUGGAGCUGCAGCUAUCAUGGGCCCAGACUCUGUAGCGACCCCAUGUGACAGAGAGAAUGGAUUUCCUCAGCAUCCGUGUGAACAGUCAAGAGAUCAGCUGUCUGGGAAGGAAACAAGCAGCAGUCUAAAGAAUGCAUCUGUGUCUCUGCCUCCGCUGCGGGCUGAGGUUACACAGGCCCACACACAGACGAAGAGGAAUGAAGCACCUGUCGACCCAGAACCGUUAACCACCCGCAGUGAGCUGGAUGUACAAUCCCUGCCACAGCCUCCAUCGGAGAGAGAGGUCACGACAGAUGCCGACCAAACUCCCACUUUGCACAAUGCUAGCCGAACUGCCAGUGACAAAAUGACGCAGAGCACAUGGGAUCAUUCCGGAGGAUCAAGAGAAAGUCAUACAGUACCUUUUAAAGAAGCACUAAAGUCACCCCUCGAAAGCCUGGGGGAAAGUGAGAACUCCUUAGGGUGUAACAUUUCACCCACACUCCUGCCAGGCCAAGUUGAGAAAGCUAUAAAAACUGUUGGUGGGACAAAGAUUCAAGAUGAAAAGAUCGUAGAGGGCACUGGUGGACUACGAGUGCAGAAAGACAAUUUUGCCUCUUCGGGGGAAAAGGCUGAAAACGAAACUAACAUUGAAAUGGAAAGAACUGUAAAUCAAAUAGAAAAGCAAAAUGGUAACAAUAUUGUGAUGGAUGUAACAGGUGUAGAGAUGGAAAAGAAUGUAGCAGUAUUGAAGACUAAGAAGUGUUCGGUUAUACAAAAAAUUUAUUCUCCACAUCUAAGUCUUGAGACCAUCCCCGACAGCACACAGAUAACAGAAACACAUUCAAACCCUUCAGCACAAAAACCAAAUGACUCUAAAGACCUUCCAAAACCUAUAGCCAGUGUCAUGUCGGUUGCUGACAUUUUAAGGGCACAAUUGAAGGCAUUUACCUCUACACUGAUUAGCUCAGCGACACCCAUACAAAACCCUGUUCACUGUUUUAAUGCAGAUCUUCAACCAACACUCCCCCAAUCAGCAGCAGUUCAAGAUAUUAAACCAAACCCAAUGAUAAUAAUGGAUGACACAGAAUUAAUUAAGAAUUUGGGAAAACCUAAGAUUGGGAAGGAGACCAACAAUUGUUCUCUUUCUGCUGGUUCUGAUGUCCCGUCAGGCCAUGAGGAACAUAGACGUGAUACUGGAAUUAAGCUAGUGCAGUCCACCAGCAUUGUCAGUCCCAUAAUUGAGACCUUAACCACUGAGUUUGAUAUUCCUUCUAUUUCUAUUAGAGACAAACGCAACACUUUUGAAAACAGAAAUCCCAAUAUGGCAAAGGAAAAUUAUUGUGUUAUGGAUACAGGACAGGAUGCACCUUUGGAGCAUAAACCUAAUAUGUGUCUAAUUGGGCCUGAAAGUAUACAAAUAGACUCUGCUUUACUUACUCAAAAUCAUAAGUUGGCCAGUGGCGUUACCCCAAUAUCAGUUCCGCCGCUCAAGAUUUUCCAAGAGCAUAAGCAAGUCCAAGAAAAUACCACAGAGGAAAUUGAUUCUUUACAGUCUGUACUGCCAAAGGUCAGCAGUCAACACAAUCAGGUUUCUUGUCCUUCAGUUCUCAGUUCACUUCCUUGUGACACUGAAAAACUUUCAUAUACAAAGAGGCCAGAAUGUCUGAUAAAUACGACCCCAACAGUGCCACCUGUCAGUGAUAACUGCUUAAAAAACACUCAACCAGAUACAGCAAUGUUUGUAGACCAACUAGAGGGACAUCAACAUGAUAUGCCACAACUCAGUUCACAGACAAUGCAAAGACUGGACUCUCAUGUGCCUGCUUUAGGUCCUGAGACACAGGAGCCAAAGAUUCCCACUAUUAGUCUGCCUUGCUCCAAAACCAAAGAUAUCAAGUUGGAGGAUACCAAGAUGGACUAUUUGGUUUCUGUUUCAAAUAUUGAAGAAAACUCUUUGUUACGAAAAGGAGAUAGUGCCUCUCCCCUUCCCUCAGCUACGCCACAGGAACUGGCCUCUGGGGCUCGCCGCAAAAUUUUCAUCCCCAAAUCUAAAGGGGACGAUGCAGACACUGCACCACCACCUGACAUCCAAAGUCCAAGAGAAGAGGUCCCUAAGAGGACCAGCAGGCUGUCCCCUGACACCCCCCCCUUGUCCCCUAGUUUAUCCCGCAGGUCACCCCUGCUCCAGCCUCCGAGCGGUCAGGCCACCCCCUUCCCUACAGAGAGACGCUCCCCUCUGCCCAGCAGGAGAAAAGUCAUUUCUGACGCCCCCAAACAGAUGCAGGAGCCUGCUCAGACCGACACUGCCAAACCUGAGGAGAAACCAGCAGAUAAAGACAAGCACAACCCAUUUAAAGCUCCUCAGGUUAUCCGUAAGAUUAGGGGGGAACCUUUCUCAGAUGCCUCAGGACAUCUGAAACUGUGGUGCCAGUUCUUCAACGUGCUCAGCGACUCUAGUAUCAAGUGGUACAGAGAUGAUGUGCAGAUUGCUGAGGUUAAAAGAAGUGCAGGAGAUGAGACUCAAGUAGCAUUAGCCAUUGUCCAGACUUCGAGCAGAGACUGUGGCGUUUAUGGAUGCACAAUCAACAAUGAAUACGGAACAGACUCAACAGACUUCCUUCUUAGUAAUGAUAUUCUUGCCGGCAUGUUUUUGCGUGAGGAUCUAGAGGUGGGAGAGGAGAUUGAGAUGACACCUCUGCUGUUCAACAAGGGACUGGUUGACUCCGGGCUCUGGGGUAGCAAGUUCUUUGGGCGUAUCAUGAUGACAGAAAAUCAUAUUGGUGAGGGUUGCUCCCGCAAGACCUGUAGGGCAAAGGUCAUCUAUGGCCUAGAGCCUGUGUUUGAGUCAGGGACCACCUGUAUUAUCAAGGUGCGCAACCCGAUUGCCUAUGGAGCCAAGGAGGAGGGCAACCUGAUAGAAAGGAACUUGGCGAUCACCCAGCUGGAAUGUAAGAUUCACAACAUUGCUCGGGAAUACUGCAAAAUCUUUGCUGCAGAAACCAGAGUAAUAGAAAACUUUGGGCUGGCACUGGAAGUGAUUCCACUCUACAUGAUGUACCGGCCUGCAAACACCAUCCCUCAUGCCACAGUGGAGGCAGAUUUGACGGGGGUUUAUCUGAAGUACUGCUUUCAAGAUGCUACAGGCAGGCUCAUCAUGAGGGUAGGCUCAGAGGUAGAACAGAAGUGCUGUGCUCUCCAACACUGGGUCCACCAAUGGACCAAUGGCAACCUACUGCUCACUCAUCUGGAAGGUGUUGACACCAAGAUCAGCAACAUUGGAAUUUCCAUCCAAACAAAAGGGUAUCAAGGUCUCACUGCUAUGGGGAAUCCCAAGGUUUUUGAACAGUUUGUUUCUCAGCAUCAGUGUAACUACUACUGCGGCCUUCUUAGCCUGAGAGCCCUAAAGGCUGUGGAAUCGCUGCAGACACCCAUCAAACCAAAAGGCUCCAGGAGCCCCAUGCUCCACCGCAAAAUGACACCUGGCUCCUCCAGCCCCCUGACACCCAGAAAAGCCACAGCCAGUCCCAGAGUGUCAAGAAAGUCUGAAUCUGAAGACACCAAGGCCAACACCAAAUUCAAGGCUGAAGAGACUCCCAAAGUUGUCGGGUAGAGUUACUUUAUUGUCACAGGCUUAAUUAAAUUAAAUUGAUGAUGGUUAUAUCUUCAUGCGUAAGCUUGUGCGGAUCUAGGAGCUAGCCUGAGACCAAAGGCUGGUGACCCUGCCCCCAAGCUGUGACUGAAAUAUGCAGAGUUCUGGAUCCUCAGAGAUAUCGGAAGAUGGAAGUUUUAGAACAAUAUUACAUUUCAAAGACAAUGGGUUUAAAGAAUGAUGAUGAUGAUGAUGAUGAUGAUAAUGAUCUUCAUCACCAUCCAAAUGUAACCUGUUGAUGCACUCAUUUCAUUGCAUAUAUUCCCAAACAAAUUGUCUGUACUCUAAAAAAGGUUUAUAUUGUACUGUAUAUCAAUUAUCAUUGUAUAUCACAAAGUGUGCAUCCCAGCUUUGCCUCAGGUCUCCAAAGGUACAUCAGGUUGGUGUUAUUUGUACUGUUUUGAAUUGAUCUAGUGGUCUGAUUUAUAUAGAUUUAUGAGAAGCUCUUUUUUAUUCAAAGGGAUAGCAUUGGGAUCAGAGCGAACAAUCUUUAAAAGAAAAAGUAGCUUGGACUCUGGAUUCUGCAAAAGUAACAAUAGUAUGUAAGCUAUAGCUCAUCUGAGAGUCAUAUUUCAUGUAGACCUAUUCCAUGACACUGUUAUACAGUGGAAAAUGACUGUGCUUUUUAUACUGUAACUAUUCUAACUGGUCUUGUUACAGUGUUUUCCAUUUUUAGAGUGUGUCUCGUUGAAUAAUACGCUGUCAAAAUAAAAUACAUCACAUUUCAAAUUAACUUUUUCGUGUUUCGA
This is a messenger RNA of Osmerus eperlanus (European smelt), 6813 nucleotides long. RefSeq names its product alpha-kinase 3b (gene alpk3b). Gene Ontology annotation, cellular component: nucleus. The record is from RefSeq and is a predicted model, not a curated record. The transcript has 14 exons. NCBI's taxonomy places the organism in Eukaryota, Metazoa, Chordata, Actinopteri, Osmeriformes, Osmeridae. Gene Ontology annotation, molecular function: ATP binding; protein serine/threonine kinase activity. Bases 281 to 6025 code for a protein of 1914 amino acids. Gene Ontology annotation, biological process: cardiac muscle cell development; protein phosphorylation.